Molecule: messenger RNA, 614 nt
Organism: Melospiza melodia melodia
Lineage: Eukaryota; Metazoa; Chordata; Aves; Passeriformes; Passerellidae
Product: vasodilator-stimulated phosphoprotein-like
Exons: 9
Coding region: 1-543 (180 amino acids)
Biological process (GO): positive regulation of actin filament polymerization; neural tube closure; axon guidance
Molecular function (GO): profilin binding; SH3 domain binding
Source: RefSeq, a predicted model, not a curated record
AUGGACGAGCCCGAGCGGCGCGGGUCAGGGGCGGGCCCGGAGGGGGGGGGAGGGGCCGGGGGGGUCCCCGGGGGGGUCUCGGGGUUCGCGGCCGCCAUCGCGGGGGCCAAGCUCAGGAAAGUGCCCAAGGACGAGCCCCCGAGCGGGGGCGUGGCCGGGGCUGGGGGCGGGGCCGCCCCCUCGGCCCCUCCCCCAAAAUCGGGGGCGGGGCUGAUGGAGGAGAUGAGCGCCAUGCUGGCCCGCAGGAGAAAAGCCGCGGAAUCGCCCAAAAGGGACGAUGACGUCACCGCCGAAGAGGCGGAGCCCGGCGAGAGGAGGGCGGGGCCGGCGGCGGAGCUCGUCCCGAGGCCGUGGCAAAAGUCCAGCUCCACCUUGCCCAGGAUGAAAUCGGCCACUCCAGCCACCCCCGAGCCCCACAAUGAGCUGGACCUGGAGCGGUUCAAACUGGAGCUGCUGGAGGAGUUUCGGAAGGAGCUGCACAAAAUGAAGGAGGAGCUCAUCCAAGCGCUGCUGACGGAGCUGAGGAAGCCGAACCGGCCCUGACCCCGCCCCCCCCCUGCCAGGCCAUGCCCACAAUUUUGGGGAGGGUGGGGGAGGGGUCGGACACACCCCCC